This is a messenger RNA of Rotaria sordida, 1305 nucleotides long. The record is from the annotation of a GenBank genome assembly. Lineage: Eukaryota; Metazoa; Rotifera; Eurotatoria; Philodinida; Philodinidae.
AUGCCACGCGCUCGACCAAAUGAACGAGUUGUUCUUGUUCAAACUGAUGGUCGUGGUAAUAUCUUAGAUUAUGAUAUUGUUGACCGUCCACAUCGAUCGUAUGUAGUUGAAAAAUCGUCAUCAGUUAAUCGUUCACAACCAAUGAAAUCAUCAUCAAAAUUUAAUCAACUAGAAACAUAUGAUGAAGAAGACGAUUUUGAAGAUGAAGAUGAAGAUGAUAAUAAUGAUUAUCGAGAUACUACUGCAGGAACAACGCCAAUACCACGUCGAGUUCGUUAUGUUCGACCGAAAUCAACUGUUAAAAUUUUUCAAGGAAAAGUUGAUUGGAAAGCAAAUACCAAAGUUGAUGCCCGUAAUGAUGAAGCUAUAGAAAGAAUUCUUAAUACACCAAAGAGAAAGGUAUUUGAUGAAAAACCUGUAUGGAGUGGAAAAUCAAAAAUUGAUACACAUAAUGAAGAAGUCAUCGAAAAUAUUCGUCGAGCACCAAAGCCUGAAAUAUUUUAUGAAAAACCUAUAUGGAGUGGAAAAUCAAAAAUUGAUACACAUAAUGAAGAAGUUAUCGAAAAUAUUCGUCGAGCACCAAAACCUCAAAUCUAUGAGGAAAAAAUCAAAUGGGUAGCAGAUCCUAAAAUUGAUUCUCAUAAUGACGAAGCUAUUGAACGACUUAAAAGUGCACCAAAACCAAUUAUUUAUGAUGAAAAACUUGUAUGGCCAUAUGUUCAUAGAACUGAUAAUUAUAAUGAACAAUAUGUUAAACAUAGAAAACGUGAAAAAGUUCUUCAAAGAGAAAAAUCUUUUAUUCAAAAUUUUCCACAAGAACGAAAACCAAGAAAACAUAGAGCUCUUAUUGAUCAUCAAAAUCCAGAUUUUGUUGAACAUAUAAAACGACAAAAAUCAGCGAAAUUACCUCCAAUUGAAAAUAGAAAACUUGAAUGGCAAAAAAAACCACGUAUUAAUCAAAAAAAUGAUGAUUAUAUUGAACGUAUGCGACAAAAACGAUCAGUACCUUUGAUUUAUCAAGAAAAAGUUAAAUGGCGUACAAAAUCACCAAAAAUUAAUGCUCGUAAUGAAGAAUAUCUAGAAAAUUUAAAAGAACAAUCAAGACCGAAAAUUAUUAAUCGAUUACCUCAUUGGAAAUCUCAAGCAAAAGUCGAUGCACAUAAUAAUUCUUACGAUCCAGAUUCAUAUACUGAACCAGCGAUUUUUAGUGAAAAACUUCGAUGGCAUGCACGACCAAAAAUCGAUACUGGUCUUGAACCGGAGCCAAAUGAAGAACAGUAUAUUAAUUCUGGUUUGACAGCUUGA